AUGAAAGAGCAAGAGAUGCUACCAUCAUGUCUUUACAGCCUGGGGCGAGGAAUAGCUGAGGGUGGCCACUCAACAGUGAAUAUCUGUCAACAUCUGGAGAGCCGCAUUGAUUUUGCAGUCAAGAUAUUGGCUGGGGAAGAGGUGGUAGCGUUCGAUCAAGAGGUGUGUUUGUUGAAGAAACUUCAGGAUAUCGAGGGGCCUUUUAUAAAGAUGGUAGAUCUGUUUCGCGCUAAAGGCAAAAACUACAUUGUUAUGGAUCUCGCACCUGGAGGCGAUGUGUGGACGUGGGUUAGGAACAGAUCAUACCUGACGGAGGGUGCAAUGAUUAAAGUCGUCCACCAGCUCUUACAGGCACUGGCUAUUUGCCACGAGAAUGGCAUCGUGCACCGCGAUGUGAAGCCUGAGAAUAUCGUUAUCGAAGAAGUUCGAAGCGACGAACCAUCAAAGGUUCUGCUUUGUGACUUUGGAUCAGCGCUAGAUAUCGGCCCAGACGGCUGCAUAUUGACAGACGAUAGUAUGCCAGGAACACUUGGUUAUCAAGCUCCGGAGAUAUUUCGCGAGAGUGGGAGCUUAGAAUAUGGAUCCGGAGUUGACAUGUGGGCCCUUGGUAUCUCAGCGUACUUCAUGAUUACGGGAGAUAUGCCUUUCGACCUCGGUGGCAGCGUAGAGGAUUACCUCGAGACCUGCGAUCAAUUUCCAGCCAUCUGCUGCUCUGACGCUGUUGACAUAUUUUUAAGGUGUUGCUUGGCCCCCAACCCGGCCCAGAGAUGGACAGCGCGUGAAGCACUUGAGUACCAUAUUUUUGAGGGGCUUCCUGAAUUCACAGAAUCCCCAGAGAAGAAGAAGUCUCGUGAUAUAAACAAGAUGUGGUAUAAGACAAGUGCGUUGCCAGAACCUAUGAGUGCUGAGGAGGGGGAGGAGGGGGAGGAGGGGGAGGAAACGUAG
Messenger RNA from Morchella importuna, 945 nucleotides. RefSeq lists its product as uncharacterized. Bases 1 to 945 code for a protein of 314 amino acids. NCBI's taxonomy places the organism in Eukaryota, Fungi, Ascomycota, Pezizomycetes, Pezizales, Morchellaceae. Gene Ontology annotation, biological process: mitotic DNA damage checkpoint signaling; protein phosphorylation. The transcript is spliced from 6 exons. Gene Ontology annotation, molecular function: ATP binding; protein serine/threonine kinase activity. The record is from RefSeq and is a predicted model, not a curated record. Gene Ontology annotation, cellular component: nucleus; cytoplasm.